UCAUGCGCAAACUUGGCUAUUGCUCAGCCGGAUUGCAGCAAUUGUGCCAGUAGAGAGGUUGAUUCGACUAGCGGUUGUGCCCUGGGCUCCAGUCCGUAUCGACUUUGGCACUCGUGCGAGCAUUUGCCAACCCUGCACAGCGUGCACAGAGGACACGGCAGCCAAGCGCUCCAAAGCUAUGCGAACCGGAAACACCAUGGGCCGUUUCUCAGUCGCACUGAUCGCCUGCGCGGCCCACGCCUACCAACGACCACUCUCACUCGACCGACCACGACUCGCACCUCUGCGAACCCAACCAGACUACCUCAUCACCGACUCCGCCGACCUCUCGAACCGACCACCACUCACAGAAGCCCUCGCAAAUCCGAGAGAUGCGUUAGCGAUGGCACUGCUGGCCGUCGGCGGGCGCAUCUCGCUCGCGAACGUCGUCGGCGCAUACGACACGACAUACGUCGACGCCGAGCGCUGGGCGGUCGCGCUCGGCGCCGCCUCCGCCGCGGCGGCCGUCGCGCAGCUCGUUUCCAAAUACAACAUCUCGCCGAACGAGCGGCGCGGCAUUAUUGAUGAUGCCACGGUGACGGCCUUCGCGGGCGCCUACAGCCUGGCGGUCUCGUGGCUCGCUUUACGUGCUUCCACCGCGUGCCCGCCCGGAUUGUCGGACUACGACGCGCCCUGCGCGGCGCUGGCGGUGCUCGUCUUCGCCUACGGUGCGGUCGCGCCCGUGCUGACGCUGCUCGGCCUCUACGGCUCGGAGCGGCCCGAGCUCUCGGAAACGGAAACCCUGCGCGCCACGGGGCUCGUGGCGAUCGGCACGUUGGGUGCUAUUUUCAUCCCCGACUGCGUGGCGUUCGGACUGGGGAGCAGUGCGUGGUGGGAUAGAGUCAGCGCGCUCCACCCGUCGCAGCAGACGCUCGAGUCCUCGACGAGCUUGUUUGCGCUCUUCGCGACGGAGGCGUCGAUGGUCGCGCACCGCGUCGGCAAGGCGGGCUGCGCGCCCUUUGCGCAGAUCGUGCCGGCCUUUGUGGUGGUCUGCUUCGCUCUCGCCAUCGCGCCAUGCGUCGCGGCGCUCUACUGGCUCGGCGGCGACAUCUCCUUCUUCAGUUUUUAUAGAGACUAGUUUGCAUCGUUAGACCGCGGGGAGGGGGGACGGUCGGCAAAGGGGGAAAACAGCGC
Pelagomonas calceolata is the source of this 1173-nucleotide messenger RNA. Lineage: Eukaryota; Pelagophyceae; Pelagomonadales; Pelagomonadaceae. The record is from the annotation of a GenBank genome assembly.